UUUCUGUCAACUACGAACUACCGAUGGUAAAGGUUCUCGGGGAUACUUGUAAUAAUGCCGAAGCUCAUCCGCAUGCGAAUCCGCGACAUCAUGUAUGUUUAUAAGAAGUAAUUUAUUCCUCUCAAAUUCUUAGUGUGGAGAAGAGUAAACAUAAUCGGAAUAUUGUGACAUAUCAUAUUUGGAUAAAACUUUUCUUUUUUAAUAAAAAAUCGUCUCCAAAAAGAGAUUGUUGUAAAAAAGUGCGCUAACAUAAUGUAAAAUGUAAGGAUAGAGUUUGAUCAGAUUUAUUCGUUAAGCCGAGAGAUUUAAUUCAAAUCAUCGACGAAAUCGAUGAAGCGUGUGUGUUUGAGAGUGACAGUGUGUUCGCAAAGAUACGUAAUAAUAAAAUCCACUGGUGAAAGGAUAUAGUGACGAACUCGAAAGAUGUGCUCGUUGUAAGUUUUAAAAAACGAUAAUUAAAUGUGAUGCAAAGAGUUGCGUUUGCAAAAGGAUUAUAUCGCGACAAAGACAGAUAGAGGUGAACAAUCGCGAUCGCAACACGUGACUAGAGGCGAAAGUGUCACGUGGGGGUGUUGCAUCGCGUUCGAAUUCGCACCCGGGACGCUUCAUCCGCGAAUUCCUGCAAAAAUUCGCAAAUAUCAGGAGGAAUUUUGACCUGUGAAAAAAAAUCACGCCGCUGAAAAAAAUCACGCAAAAUUCAUUAAACCACGAAAUUAUUACAAACGAAAAUUUACGAUCGCUGAUAUCGGACGAUUCAUUUUCUUCCUCUCAUCAUAUAACAAGAAAACAAAGAUAAAAAAAGGAUCCGGAUGCACAUCGAAGGAUGAUUGCGGAAGCUGGGUGAAAUUUGCGAGAAGUUUCGUGCCGCAUCUUCGCGCGAAGGCUUUCGCUUUGAUAUAACUAACGAGCCGCGGCCGACGAAGGAGCCGGUUAAUCAACGAUGAAAGACCAUCGGUGAGGGAAAAUAUCUCGUUUGUUAUCAUUUUGAGCUCGACUUUGAAAAAAGAGAUUAAGACAAUUCGAUGCAAAAACCGACUUUUCGAAACGCUUCUCUCUUCGAUGAGUAAUUAUUCCGCGUUAAUUAAUGCACAUCGAAGAAGACAGAGAGAAUAGCGUUAAUCCGUUCAUCGCGAAGAUAGGACAUUCAGCGAUGUAAAAGGGAACGACGAGUGUCGUGAGGGAGUGAUUCCUUUGACGGAGAUAUAUAUGUAUGCUCCGUAGUGUAGCGCACACCUGGGUAACGUCGCACGCAAAAAAAAAAGGGACAAAGAAGACGCGCCCCGAGUCUUCGCGUAAAAAGUUCGUGAACGCGCCCAAGGGAAAGCCCAAAGCAAGUUGCGGAGGACGAAAAACAUUAUGGGACAACGUUUACGGCGGAAACAGCGCUCGUCAUCCAACAACUAACGAUAAAAGGAAGGAUCGUUAAGCUCGAGAAGACCCUUGCGGAAUGACCGAAGUAAGCUGGAGUAAUAGCGAAAUUGCUUUCGCUUUGAUAUACGAAAGCUGAGUGCGGUUAUUGCUGUGGUUUCUUUUCAAGAACACGUGGCGGCGUCGAAAAACAAUCUCUUGGUGAGAAAUCGAGAGAAUUUCUUCGUUGAUCAAAUAAAUUGCGAGAACGUUAGACAAGAAGUCUAGUGUGAUAAUUUAAUUUUAAUGAAACUCGCAAGUAAUAUAACAACUAUUUUCUAUCUGCUAUCGCGGCCAACUGGUAUUUACGAUUUUUUCUCAAAAAGAGUAAGAAGUAAAGAUUAAAAUCGUGAAGAAGUAAAUCACGGCAAGAACAGCGAAAAAUUCCUAGCGUUCCGUUAAAUCUAAGAUCGCGAGAUGGAAUUUUUUUUAUGCCAAACGACGCUAUCGGUAUUCUGUAUUGUUUUAAAAAGUACUUAGCUACGCGAAGAAUAUUUCCGCGAAGAUCUGAAAACGCGGGUGAAACCGUUGCGCGAGAAUAAAACGACGAAUGCGAAGAAAUUUCGUUCGUUCGAUCGAUUCAUCAACGAAAAUUCAAAUUCGGACAUUACUGACGAUUUUCUCGAAAAAGCACGUGGCAUUAUCGUAUCUCUUUGAAUGCGGAAAUCAAAGGACAUUGUGGACGCGAUUAAAGUGAAAAUUUCCGUCGGUGCAAAUUCUGAGGUGCAGAUUCUAACUCACUUUUUUUUUCCUCAACGGUACAAACGACCACGAUUAUCCUCCCCUCUCUUUCCCCGUGCACAAAUGUCAAGUGAACGAUGAAGUACUCGAGGGUGCUGACGAAGAAUUGGAGCGCCACUUCACUCGGCGACGAAUCGUGCUCCAGGUGCGGCAAGUGUCUGACUAAAAUGCAGUUCGUACUACUGUCGGUGCUAUUCUGCUCUUCUCUGACGACAGGUACCACGCUGAAGAUACUCAGAUUGGAUGUACCCAGCAUCGCCGAUCCAAGGUUGGAGAAAGUGUCGCUCAGAUGCGAAUACGAUCUCGGCGGUAAGGAGCUGUAUUCGGUGACGUGGAAUAAAGACGGUCAGGAGAUAUUUAAAUAUAUGCCGGGAGCAUUGAAGCCUAAGCGACCUCAGAAUAUUACCGAUCUGUACAUCGACCUUAGUCAUAGUGACAGCAAGCAAGUGACACUUCUGAGUCCGAGCAUUCAUAAAGGUGAAAUCAACUUGGCGGGAUCUUAUGGUUGCGAAGUAUCAUCGGAAGGGCCGAUUUUCGAAACAGACUACAUGGAGGCGAACAUGAGCGUGGCUAUACCACCCAAAGAUGCCCCGACACUUGACGGGAUACGACCUUCUUACAAGAUCGGUGACAUCCUUGAAGCGGAGUGCACGUCGGGAUUGAGUUACCCUCCGGCAGUUUUAACGUUCAUCUUGAACGGUAAAGAGGUAAACAAAGCUUUAAACAAAGACUUGCCGGUUAACAACAUAGACGGAAGUGUGGUCUCCACGACACGGUUGGGCCUAACGUUGCGUCUGGAACGGAAUCAUUUUUCCGAGGGCAGGCUAACAGUGACCUGUCGAUCGACACUACCAGGAGUCGGCCUGGUCUCCCAAAGUAUCGAGAUCGCGACUCUUGCCGCCAGUAACCAACGUCUUGCCCAAGAACCCCCUAAAUCGGGGGUCUCAAGUGGGGUUUCAAGGUUGAAUGUCGGAAUGUUUCAUACGGUUCUGAUUUGCUGGAUAAUAGUCGCGAUUCACAUAAUCCGUUGCAACAGUCUCAGAUUUCUAUGCGUUUAAUGUCGAUCCGGGCGCUAGUUUUUGAUCGACAACAAGAUAAACCGAUGACGGCAAUAUCUUUAUUAAAUUCGUGUUAAUUAGUACAUAUCUGUUCACGCGAUUGCGGAAGGUGUUGUAUAUCGUUGUCGAUUUCUCCCUAUGUGUUAAUCGACGAUCGCGGAUGUAUGUAUGUAAUCUUAGGGCGUGACGCACCAAGUGUGUCGAUACACAUUUCGAUGCCCCGAAUCUUCGCGCAUCCUGUACACGUUCAAUCGCAUGUAUACACAGUGUUAGAACACCCCGUAUAUCUCGUAUAUAGCGGAUAACUCGGAGAGAGACAUGACGAUAGUAAUACAACACUACGUAAAGUAGGUCGAAACGCGGACGCCCGAUGUUGUACAUAGUGUAUAAUUGUGGAUUAGCAUUACAAAUUAUCGUGUAUAAUUAACUGGACGGGAGACUGAACGAUGACGAGAGAACACGAUGAAAGUAAUAUGAGAUGUAUCGGGAUUCGCACGAGACACGCGCGCGAGAAAAGGCGAGCGCAAUUUUUCGAGGGGAAAAAAUUAUGCAGCUGAAAAGCCGCAUCUCCGAGAGAUAUCUAUCAUUCACACAUCCAGACCAGAAGUAUAUAGUUUAAUAAAUAUAAAUAUAAAUGUGUACACGCGCGCGCCAAUCGUAUAAUCUUAAGUACGGCUCGACGCGACGUCGACGUUGACGUAUAGUAUAAGUAAUGUGUGGUUAAUUUGACUAUAUUCCCCACAUCCGAUCUUCCUCAAUGACGUGUGCGAGGUUCUAUGUAUGAAGUAAGAAAUAUGACGCUUUUGUUCCAUUGCCACUUUUACAUGAACCAAGUCAUUAUUAUCGAAACGAUUACGGUAAUAAAACGAUGAUUUAA
This is a messenger RNA of Formica exsecta, 4083 nucleotides long. RefSeq lists its product as uncharacterized. The record is from RefSeq and is a predicted model, not a curated record. NCBI's taxonomy places the organism in Eukaryota, Metazoa, Arthropoda, Insecta, Hymenoptera, Formicidae. The transcript has 4 exons. The coding region runs from base 2226 to 3206 and encodes 326 amino acids.